This is a messenger RNA of Hypomesus transpacificus, 8240 nucleotides long. Its product is annotated as disks large homolog 5-like. The coding region runs from base 434 to 6427 and encodes 1997 amino acids. Gene Ontology annotation, biological process: regulation of apoptotic process. The transcript is spliced from 33 exons. NCBI's taxonomy places the organism in Eukaryota, Metazoa, Chordata, Actinopteri, Osmeriformes, Osmeridae. Gene Ontology annotation, molecular function: protein binding. The record is from RefSeq and is a predicted model, not a curated record.
AUGAUUGGCAGACUACACUACAGCUGCUGCGCUACGGAUCCAUGGCGGAGUUCGCAGUUCUGGAGAAGGGAUCUUGAACAGUUUUAACUUUUAAGCAUGAGGGAAGAAAAACUUGUGAUUGGAAAACCUUAUUUUCUAAGGGAAUGCAGUGAGGAUCCCUUCCGACAUAUGCCGAAACAUUUUCGAAAAAGACGAAGCGCUGAACCUUAAGCACUCUGGGAAAAUGCAUUGCUCUUUCUUAGUGCAGUCAACAGCCUUGGGCAACAAAUAUGGCUACUUGUGUCUCUUGCAAUUUGGGUUGAAAAGCGACUCAACUUGGCUAUGCACUACGUUUUCGGGGACACUGAACUCUUUAAAGUGACCAUCCAUUAGUAGUUGCAGUUUUGGGGUCUUGACGUGGUCAUACAACGGGUCUUGUGCGAAGCGAAUUGAGAUGGAGUCGAAGCACAAAGAGUUGUUAGAUAAAUGCCACCAGAACUUACUAGAGUCAAUAACAGAUGCAAACAAAGUUGUAGAUGUGUUGGCCGAAUCUGGCACCCUUAGUCAAUCGGAGCACUACGAACUGGGUCAUAACUGUACGUCCAACUCUGAAAAAGUGGACCGUCUUUUGAAGAUGCUGAUAAGUAAAGAGAGGGAUCAUUUCCAAGAUCUUUGUACGGCCCUGGAAAAGACUCACCCUCACCUGAAUUCUCCUCUACUAUUGAACAUUGUACCAGUGGACCCACUAUCUGGUUCCACUUACAGCGUCUUGUCCACAAUGCCGUCUGACUCUGAAAGUAGCAGCUCUCUCAGCAGUUUAGGUACGCCUGGCCAAGCCUCGUCCCCGCCGCCCGCCAGCACGGAGAACCGUCAGCCAAGCGAGAGGAUGGAGACGGUGUUGUUCCAGCUGAGGCAGGUGACCCGGGAGAGAGAUGAGCUGCGUAAGAGGCUGGCUCUCUCCUCUCCAGGAUCCACGUUCGACGACUGCAGGCCCCACUCCAAAACGGGUCACGACUACGAGCGUCUGAAGCUGCAGUGUAUGAAGGCCAUGGCAGACCUGCAGGCCCUGCAGAACCAGCACAGCAGCACGCUGAAGAGAUGCGAGGAGACCGUGAAGAAAGCCGACUUCUACCACACCCUCCACAGCCGCCUGGCGAGCGAACAGGCCCAGGUGAAGGAGGAGCUGGAGGCGGCUCGACAGGACAACAGUCAGCUGGCGAGGGAGCACAACCACCUGAAGCAGGGCUGUGAGGAGCUCCGCAGGCUUCACGAGGAGGGCCAGAGGGAGGUGGCCGACAUGAGGCUGCUGCACCAGCAGGUGAUGAGGGAUGGGGCAUCGGAGAUCCUCAACAAGCUGUACGACACGGCUAUGGACAAGCUGGAGGGCCUGAAGAGGGACUACGAGGCGCUGAGGAAGAGGUACAACGAGAAGACGGCCCAGCACAACGCCGACCUGAGCCGCCUGGAGCAGGCUGCUGAGGAGAAGCACCUGCUGCAGAAGCAGGCAGACGCCCUGCUGAAGCAGAGAGACGCCGCUGUGCACUAUCAGCAGCUGUACUCCAUGAGGAGGUUCGACGGCGCCCAGCUGGAGCUGUCCAAGGCGUCGGCUCAGAACAAGGAGCUGCAGCGGGAGAUGGAGCGCCUGCAGACGGACGCCACACGGCUCAAGACCCAGCAGCUGAAGGCGGUUAAGGACUGCGACAAGUACAAGGAGGAGCGGGACUCUGUGUUCAACGAGUACCGGCUCAUCAUGAGCGAGAGGGACCAGGUGAUCAUGGAGGUGGACAAGCUGACCACGGGGCUGGAGGUGGCCGAGGCCAAGCUGAAGAACACGUCGUCGGAGAGGCGCGUGGCCAGCGAGGAGCUGGAGGCCCUGCGACAGGAGCUGGGAUCGGCGCUUGUCGACAGGGACCGGGCCAUCUGUGAGAAGAACGAGCUGCUGGAGAAGUACUGCCACGAGGUGAAGGACAAGGCAGAGGCCCAGAAGGAGCUGAGCCAGGCCUGCAAGGACAUGGAGACGGUCCGCGAGGAGAGGGACGUCGCCCGCAAGGAGAGGACCGAAGCCAUCAUCCAGAGAGACCAGCUGCUCCGAGAGUACUACCAGGCCAGACAGAAACAGGACUCUGCCACCGUGGACAUGGAGCGGGCCAGUAAGGAGAUGGACAUGCUGAGGAAGCAGUACGAGGCCGUCUCCCAGGAGCUGAAGGAGGCCUCACAGGAGGCCGAGGUGGCCAAGUGCCGACGGGACUGGGCCUUCCAGGAGAGGGACAAGAUCGUGGCUGAGAGGGAGAGCAUACGGACGCUGUGUGACAACCUGAGACGGGAGAGGGACCGGGCUGUGAGUGAUCUGGCAGACGCUCUGAGAAACUUGGAUGACACGAGGAAACAGAAGAAUGAAUCCUUGCGGGAGCUGAAGGAGCUGAAAGAGAAGAUGGAGGACCAGUUGGAGAGGGAAGCUCGGUUUCGUCAGUUGAUGGCCCACAAUUCACACGACUCGGCCAUCGACACGGACUCUCUGGAGUGGGAGACAGAAGUGGUUGAGUUUGAAAAGGACAGGGAGGACAUGGAUUUAAAGGCCCUGGGGUUUGACGUCGCAGAAGGACUUAAUGACCCGUAUUUACCUGGAGACUGUGGGAUAUACGUGAGCAAGGUGGACAAAGGCAGCAUCGCUGAAGGAAGAUUAAGAGUAAACGAUUGGCUGCUGAAGAUUAACGACGUGGACCUGACCAAUAAGGACAGGAGGCAGGUGAUCAGGGCGGUGCUGAUUGGAGAGGGGGUGAUCAAUAUGGUGGUCCGCAGGAGGAAGUCACUGGGCGGAAGAUUAAUCACCAACGUACAGCUGAAUCUUACAGGUCACAAAGACAAUGGUAUUGGUCUGGAGAGUGGAGUGUUUGUGGCUGGGGUUGCCUCAGGCAGUCCGGCUGCCAAGGAUGGUUCCCUCACAGUUGGUGAUAGAGUCAUUGCUAUAAAUGGAAUUGCGCUGGAUAACAAGUCUCUGACAGACUGUGAAGCCUUGCUGAGGAGCUGCAGGGACUCUCUGAGUGUCUCUCUCCUGAAGAUUCUUCCACAGAGCUGCUCUGGCCAGAGUCUGUUUGAGAACCUGAGGGACUCUGAGAGAAACUCCAACUGCCGGCUCCACGCCGGAGAGCUCCACCUCAGGAACUGCCGAAACUCCAAGCACAACAGCUCCACCCAGACGGACAUCUACAGUCCGGACGCAGGAGGGGAGGGGAAGAGGGGCGACGUGUUAGACGGGGCCUCCCUCUGCCAGCACAAGCCCUUCUCCAGCAGCUCCCUCCACUCUCGCUCUCUGUCCCACCGCGGGGGCCCCCAGCUCAGCCCCGGGCCCCUCAGUCCCUCCAGCGCCCACCAGGAGUUCUGCUACAGGAGACCCGAGCACCACAGACGACCCCUCACCUUCAGCCCUGUCGCCUCUGACUGCCUCACCCUCCACCCCCCCCAGGCCAGCGUGGCCCUCCCAGAGAAGUCCAGUGGUGGCACCUGGCCCAAAGUCAUGGAGGGCUCCUCCCUGCCCGAAUGCACCCAGCUCUCCAUCUACAAGAAGCCCAAACAAAGGAAAUCCAUCUUUGACGCCGACACCUUCAAAAGGCCCGAGGCGCCCCCCAAGCUGGACUUCCUGUCGCUGACCCAGCUGCCCAGACACUCCCCCCAGAGCUCCAGGUGUGACACGCUGCAGGCCCCGCCCACCCCACCAGCCAGGAGCGACUUGUUCCGCUUCAAACACCGUCAGCAGAACAGCUCCGCCUCCGACUCCACCGUCACCCCUCCGGCCACGCCCGGCCAGGUCCCCGGAUCCCCGCAGGAGGCCGCCCUGGAGGGGAGAGGAGAUACAGGGAAGCACGCCUACUACAUGGACACCCCUGUAGAGAGCAUGACCACCUCUAGGAAGUCAUGUGACGAGGAAGUGAGCAAGCAGAGGUCGGAGGUGCACAGCAGGAAGAGGUACCGGCCGAAGUCGGCCCCCGCGCUGCGCCGAAACAUGACCCCCCUGCACCUCCCCAUCCCCAUCCAGCAGAUCCAGAACUUCUCCAACGACGAGCAGUCACCUGAGCCGGUGGACCUGGUCCGCUUCUCUCCGCUGCGCUUGCACCGCUACAGCAUGCCCUUCGUCCCGCCCAGCUACAGCAGCACUGUGGCCGCCCACCCCCCCCAGCGAGGCCUGGCGCCCUGCCCCGCGGUGACGGCCGUGAUGAGGAACCCGGUGUACACCGCCUGGAGCCACGAGAUCAACCCCAACACCUGCCCCCCCGCCCCCAGCCCCAGCUGCCUCCCUGCCCCCCUCCCCAGCCCGCAGCACCAGUGCCGUCUAAGUCUGGACCUCAGUCACAAGCGCUCGGGUGAUGUAAUGGAGUCGUCUCAGCCCCACCCCCCACACAGCACCAACUCCCUGCCCUCCAGCGCCCGACUGGGUUCCUCAAGUCAUUUACAAUUCCGGACAGAGCGCAUCAAAAUCCCCCCAAACAGAUACCCACGCUCCACAGCCAGCUCUGAUCGAGGCUCCCUGUCCCACUCAGAGUGCAGCAGCCCCACUCCCCCCACGUCGCCCGUCACCCUGGACGCAGCCUCCUUCGCCAGCAGCCCAUCGCAGGGCUCUGUCUCCACACAGCCCAGGAUAUCAGUCAGCCCCGCCCCCGCGGGGGACAGGAGGAAAGACAGGCCCUACCUGGAAGAGCCACGCAACGUGACGGUCCAGAAGGGGGCGGAGCCUCUGGGCAUCUCCAUCGUGAGUGGGGCGAAUGGGGGCGUGUUCGUGUCCAAGGUGACGUGUGGCAGCAUCGCACACCAGGCCAGGCUGGAGUACGGAGACCAGCUCCUGGAGUUUAACGGCAUCAACCUGCGUAACGCUAACGAGCAGCAGGCGCGCCUGGUCAUCGGGCAGCAGUGUGACACCAUCACCAUCCUGGCGCAGUACAACCCUCACAUGUUCCAGCUGGGCGUCCCCUCCCGCUGCAGCUCGCGCAUGGAGUCCAUCAGCAGCCAGGCCACGCCCCAGACCACGCCCCAGGCCACGCCCCAGGCUAGCGGCGCCUCCACCCCGGACAACCACUCCACCAUCGACUCCCUGAGCGAGCAGGACGAGGGCACCAUGACCCCGCCCUCCAGACAGACCACCCCCGCCACCAGCCCCCGCAGCUCCAUCAGGCUGUCUGCUGGUGUGCGGAGGGCCCAGGAGGUGCGGCUGGUGAGGCUGAAGAGGGCCGGGGCGGAGCUGGGAGUCCAGAUCUGCGGAGGGAACCUGUACGGAGUGUACGUGGAGAGCCUGGAUGACGACAGCCCCGCCAAGUGUCCCGACGGCCUGCUGCCCGGUGAUCUGAUCCUGGAGUACAACGGUGUCAACAUGAAGAACAAGACUGCUGAGGAGGCCUAUCUGGAGAUGCUGAAACCAGCUGACACCAGCACGUUCAGGGUCCAACACUGCCUGGACGAGCUCACCAUGCUGAAAGACUCACCCGGAGAUGGGUUCUUCAUGAGAGCGCUUUAUGAACGUGUGUCAGAGGGAGAGGGGGAGCUGAGCUUCAAGAAGGAUGACAUCCUGUACAUCGAGGACACGUUACCCCGGGGGAACUUUGGCUACUGGAUGGCCUGGCAGCUAGACGAGAGCGCACGCAAGCUGGAGCGAGGGCAGAUUCCCAGCAAAUACAUGGUUGACCAGGAGUUCUACAGGCGGCACAGCAUGCCCGACAUGAAGGACGAGAACAACGGCAAGAGCAUGUCGGCCGCAGCACGACGCUCAUUCUUUAGGAGGAAACAGAAACACAAACGAAGCAGCUCCAAAGAUGGGAAGGACAUUCUGACUGUGGACGCCAUCAGCACUGACUCCCUGCCCAUCACGGACGACGGCGUGAGUCUGGCCUACCAGAGGGUGCAGAAGGUGGAGUGUUCCUCCCCCAGGCCUGUGCUGGUUCUGGGGCCGCUGGUGGAGGCCAGCAAGGACAUGCUGGUGAAGGAGGCUCGCUUCUGUCGCUGUCUUCCAGAGGUGAUGAAGGCAUCUCAGCAGGCCAUCGAGCGAGGCGUAAAGGACUGCGUGUUCAUCGACUAUAAACGAAGGAGCGGCCAUUUUGACGUGACAACUGUCGCGUCGAUUAAGGAGAUCACAGAGAGGGACUGUCACUGUUUACUUGACAUCGCUCCUCACGCUAUCGAACGGCUUCACAGCGUUCAUAUCUACCCAAUCGUCAUUUUCAUUCGCUACAAAAAUGUCAAGCAGAUAAAAGAGCAGAAGGAUCCGCAAUUCUUGCGGGAUAAAGUCACACAGAAACAUUCCAAGGAGCAGUUUGAGAUUGCUCAGAAGAUGGAGCAGGAGUUCAGCAAGUUCUUUACAGGUAUCGUCCAAGGAGGGAGCUUGGCCUACAUUUGCACUCAGAUCAUGACGAUCGUCGAUCAGGAACAGAGAAAAGUCCUGUGGAUUCCAGACGGAAGUUUGUAGAGACCCUCCACACCUCUAUCACCAAUCACCCUUAGGAACGGUCUCAAUAUGUAAUAAUGUUCUCAUAUCGGUACGUGUUCAAGGUGGGCCAGAUGAUCGACACCUGACAGUUUCAACACUACACUUCUUGUAUAAGGUCAUGAUGGUAGCACUGAUGGUUUCCACACUGCAUCAUGGAGGUCAUCCGCUCCUCAACAGUGAUGCUGUACUUCAGAUCUUUUGUUUACACUAGUAUUUAAUGUAAUGCUUACUUGAAUGUGUUUGCACCAUUACUCACGGCACUCCUUAGCUUCCCUAGGACCUGUGCUCUAAACUGUGUAGACUGAGCAGACAGCUGGUUAAGCUACAGUGUUGGCAUUGAGGACCAGGCUUAAUAGAAUGGACCACUGUUCGUCUCUCUAUGGUAUUUUUUUUUUCCCCUGUCGUUUAUUUAUCUAACCAAAUCAAAGAUGUUGGUUAUGAACUUUUUUUUUGUUUUAAUAAAUGUAGCAGUUUGGUUAAUAGAAAUGAUUUGUUUUAUUUUCUUCUGUUUGUCAUAUGAUAAAUAAAUAUAUAUACCUAUUUAUAGAAAAAAUUUUGGGCAGAUUUGCAUGAUUCAUUUUUUUUAAGUUGAUAAAAACUUGUACUUUUUUUGGCAGUUUAUUAAUAGUGCCCAGAUAAUGUUAAGGAUUACACUGUCUUCAGUACAAUGUAUAUGUGCCAUGUCAGUCUGGAUGUUGUUGAUUAACACAAAGAAACCGUUUCAAAGUAUGCUAGUGAUAAUCCCAACAUUUCAUUUAUUUAGCCUUAUGGGCCUCCUCCCUUGAGAAGGAUUAUUGAAAGGGAUCUUUUGUUGUUUGCGUCUUUAAUGUCGAAAAUGUACUGUCGAUAUGACAUAAUUAUGAAGUACUUUUAAUUAUUUGAGCAUUGAUGUCUGCACAAAUAUUCGGGUUUAUUGAUAACGUUUCAUCUUCUAAUACUGGUUAAAGGUGGGCUAGGAGUUUUUGCUUCCAACUAUUUGUAUCAAAGGAAAUGGAGAAAUAAAUACAGUGAAUCGUGAAAGGGAUACCAUUUUUUUUCUUGUUAUUCCGUGAGGUAGACUUUGGGUCUACUUGAUUUGUUGUCUCAUUUUGAUGGCGCUUAUCAUUUCAGGAAACUAAACGGCACGGGAGAGCAGACCGGUCACGCGCAUGGCACUUGGAAGUAGGCAAGCUGGACAAGCAUUAGGCACGUUUGGUAAAACUGACACUUUAUUAAUUGCAAGUCAAAUGUAGUUACUUGCUGGGUGAUUGGUCAGUAGACUAAUCAUUUGUCUGUAGGAAGAAAGGAUACGGGGAAAUGGGUGGGCGUCUACACGGAUUUUCAACUUGCUAUUACAUUUUGUGUCCACUAAGAGGAGUAGCUCACCACGGCACGGUAGUUGAGUUGAUUUUAGUUAUCUGUGGCUAUAAUUUCCUUUCUAGCUACCACGCUGUAGGAAACGCUUUGCCUACUUUUCCGAGAAGGCAGCGGAUUGUCUGCUUGAGUUGUUAGGUGACUUAUUAAUAGGCAUUGUGUAUUUGACGCACAAUUUCAAGAUCAUAAAAAAAGUAUGUUCCAAACUCUUGAUAAUGUGUAAAAUAAACGACCGUGGAGCCAGGUGGAAACAGGGCCAAUGUGGUAGCCUACACCUGGUGAUCCAAGCAAACCUUUUGUAAGUUGUUUUGUGUCUGUAACAGGUGUCCUGGUUCAGUUGGCAGUGUUACAGUUUACAACAAAUGUGGCCAUAAAUAGAAUGACGGUUCAAAAUGACUAGGACCACAAAACUAUGCUAUUUUAAUGGGCAACACCUAAA